AUGAAUUGCCCCUCUCGGACCGACGAUACUCUCCUGCAUGAUGAGUGGAAUCAGAACCCGCCGCAUUUCGCUCCUGACUUGACGACUCGCCAAGACUUCAUCGGCAUCUCAAACGCCCGCGAGCACAAAGACGAUGACAAUGGUCUGGUGUUGCUUCAGGGCCAGUCGAAUUGGGCUUUUAUACAGCCGCUCGAAUCAUCAGAUCGGGGGAAACGCUUCCCUCAGGGGCGCGAGGCGUCCACAGGACCCCUCGCUCCCCAGAAGACCAAUCCUAGCAUUGGUCAUGGAGAAGUAUAUCCAAUCAAGAGUACUUCGUCCUAUCAAAAAUUCAAGGACUGGGCAAUCUGGCUGCUCUCAGUCCUCUGCGUCUCUGCCCUUAUUUCCUACGACAGCCUAAGCAAGUACUUCAUCUCGAAACCACCUCUCGUUCUUGACGCGCCUCUUUCUGUUGAACAGCAAGACCCAGAGCCAGCCAAGCGAUCAAGUUGUGCCACAGGUGGUGUCCGUGGAGCUGCAUACGAUCUCCCACUGCAUGUUGCAGCGCUGUUCAUCAUCCUUGGAACAUCGACUAUUGCAUGUGCAUUCCCAAUUCUUGCAACUCGGUUCCCGCGACUUCACAUCCCGACCUCAUUUCUGUUUUUCGUCAGUCAUUUUGGAACUGGUGUUUUGAUCGCUACUGCAUUCGUGCAUCUGCUUCCUACUGCAUUCGAAUCAUUGAACGACCCAUGUCUAUCGAGUUUCUGGACUAGUGACUACCCUGCCAUGCCGGGUGCUAUUGCACUCGCUGGUGUGUUCUUUAUCACGAUCAUUGAGAUGGUAUUCAGUCCAGCUCAGAGUAUUUGUCGUGGAGGGAACCAUGGCUCAUCGCCGAAUCCACCCUCACCCUGUCCUGGUAGAGAUGUUCCAACCCAACUUUCUGAUCCUAGCUCUAUUGAGCCUAGAGCACAGAGCUCACACUCUGCCACACCAGGCCUUCGACCCCAUGUGCGCGACAUGGGUCCCCUGGUCGGACGAUCUUCGAGUAUAAGCCGAGCGAUCAAUCGCAUGGGCGAUGAAAACGAAUCGAUCGUUCGAGUGUCUUCUGUGCCUGAAAACCAAACCCAUCACGAGAAAGAAAAUGGAACCAUCCAGUCGGAUGUAGAGCGAGAUGAGGAUCAUCAUGUUCUUUCGCCGGAUCAGAAACAGAAGAAAGAGACGAUGCAGGUUUAUCUUCUUGAAAUGGGCAUUCUGUUUCACAGUGUCUUUAUUGGCAUGUCGCUCAGUGUGUCGAUUGGGAAUGAAUUUGUUAUUUUGUUGAUCGCCAUUGUAUUCCAUCAAACUUUCGAGGGCCUGGCAUUAGGAUCCCGAAUUGCUUCGCUUCCCUGGUCAGAAGGACAACUUCAGCCCUGGUUCAUGUCACUUGCAUACGGCUGCACAACGCCAAUUGGACAGGCAAUCGGUCUUGCAACCCACACUCUCUACAGCCCUGACUCGGAAGUCGGCUUGCUCGUUGUUGGCAUUAUGAAUGCCAUUUCCGCUGGACUUUUGAUUUUCGCUUCUCUCGUGGAGCUCAUGUCAGAAGACUUUCUUAGUGAUGAGAGUUGGCGCAUCCUUCGUGGAAGAAGACGGGUUUAUGCCUGUCUUUUGGUCUUCUUGGGUGCUUUCUGCAUGUCUAUUGUUGGUGCUUGGGCCUAA
This is a messenger RNA of Penicillium antarcticum, 1674 nucleotides long. RefSeq names its product putative plasma membrane zinc ion transporter (gene zrfD). The record is from RefSeq and is a predicted model, not a curated record. The transcript is spliced from 4 exons. Bases 1 to 1674 code for a protein of 557 amino acids. Gene Ontology annotation, cellular component: plasma membrane. Gene Ontology annotation, molecular function: zinc ion transmembrane transporter activity. Gene Ontology annotation, biological process: zinc ion transmembrane transport. NCBI's taxonomy places the organism in Eukaryota, Fungi, Ascomycota, Eurotiomycetes, Eurotiales, Aspergillaceae.